Molecule: messenger RNA, 841 nt
Organism: Plectropomus leopardus (leopard coralgrouper)
Lineage: Eukaryota; Metazoa; Chordata; Actinopteri; Perciformes; Serranidae
Source: RefSeq, a predicted model, not a curated record
CCACUAGUGCGUGAUGACAUGAACAACUACAUCAGCCAAUACUACAGUGAAGCAAGCAGUGAUGCUGGAGCUUCUGGCUUAGGUGCCCGGAUCAUCACCACAGCAGCCAUCGAUGUUCACCUCCCAACCAAUCCAAAUCCCAUCCAGUCUAACCCGAUGCUUGCUAUGGAGCGAGUGGGCAGCGCCGUAAGUGACGCCUCAAUCAGCAUAUCACAGUCCAGUGGCAGCCUAACGGCCCGCCCCCACAGCCUGAGUAGCCACACCCCUGGUUCAUCUAUGACAGACUGCAGCAGCAGCACGGCUCAGGACCUCAGUCUGUGCUACAGCACCCAUCGCUGCUGCCCACCUUCCUUCUCAGGCCAGGACCCCUGCAGGGACCCCAGCAUGGUGGUGCAGGAGCUACUCUGCUCCCUCUCUGAGGACUCCUGCCUUGCUCAAAAGGGCCUGGUAGUGGACCCUGUCAACCUUAAGCUUCCCAGCCCUACUGGCUCAGAAAAGGCCAGCCCUGAGCUGGACAACAGAAUAAACAUCUUCAACCGCAGGAAUCAAGAGGAGAGACGAGGUCGAGGAAGAGGGUGUGUGCUGUUGCAGACCAAGCCUCUGAUCCACCUGCAGGGCAGCACCACCGAGCCGUCCCUGGAGCAGAAGUACCGGCUCCUGGGACCAGCUGACACACCUCUGGGGCACAUGCCUGACACAUAAGCUACAUUUAUACAGAAACAGAGCUCUUUUUGUAGACACAAAACUGAGGACAUACCACAGUGGUCCACAUCAUCUAAAGACCGAAGCAGAGCUACGCCCCCUUUUUAAAGAAGCAUGGCCAACCAUGAGGCAAGGAGGA